Eriocheir sinensis (Chinese mitten crab) is the source of this 1288-nucleotide messenger RNA. RefSeq names its product serine/threonine-protein kinase PkaB-like. The transcript is spliced from 2 exons. Gene Ontology annotation, molecular function: protein kinase activity; ATP binding. Lineage: Eukaryota; Metazoa; Arthropoda; Malacostraca; Decapoda; Varunidae. The record is from RefSeq and is a predicted model, not a curated record. Bases 221 to 1045 code for a protein of 274 amino acids. Gene Ontology annotation, biological process: protein phosphorylation.
UACAAAACAUGACAAAAUUUUCAUCCGAGCAGUAUAUAAAAAAAUCAUGCGAGAGUGUGUGCGUGCGUGCGUGCGUGCGUGCUUGCCACAGCCGUCCAGCUCUAGACUCCCUCUUUUUCCGUCCUAACUCCAAGCUAAACCGAACUAAACAAAACUAACCGUCGAAAACCGAGGUCUAGUCCUGGACGUCAACAGACAUACGGUAUGGUGAGACAGAGCAAUGGCUCCCCCACACACCACCCCCCUCCUCGUGCUGACGAAGGAGCGCAUCGACACGCUGGUGGCCCAGCACAAGCAGGUGCUGGGGCGCGGCGCCUCGUGCACGGUGUACCUGGUGGAGGUCGGCGGCGCCCAGUGCUGCCUCAAGGUGGCAAGGGAGCAGCGCCUCGCAGCCAUGUUCCGCAGGGAGUUUGACAUCCUGCUGGACCUGGACGGCGCGGCGGGCGCCCCCAAGGCCUUGGGCACCAGCUUUGGGUUCCCCGCCAUGCUCACCACCUUCUGCGGCCAGAACACCUUCUGCGACCUGCACAACCUCGCUCAAAGCGACACGGACAGACUGGCGGCCUUCGUGGCGCUGGCCCGGGACGUGCAGCAGCUCCACGCCUGCGGCUACACCCACAACGACAUCAAGCCCGACAACGUCGUGGUGCGCCAAGACGCCAAAGGCCGCCUGCAGGUGUCCCUCAUCGACUACGGCUUGGCCAAGAGAUUCGGCACAGGACUCCGCAUCGCGCGCACGCACACGCACCGCACGCCCUGGAUGGCCCCGGAGCUGCUCCGCGGCGCGCCCUGCUCGCCCCCCGUGGACGUGUUCUCCCUCGGCUACGUCCUGAGGCGCGUCCUGGCCACGUGCCACACGCAAUACCCCGGCCUGGAGGUGCUGGCCGACAGAGCCAUGAGAGCCAACCCUGCACAGCGGCCCUCGGCGGCCCGCAUCAUCAAGACAGUCAAGGAGUACACGGGACAGACGUCCAGGAAGGCGGCCUUUGUCCGGCGUGUUCGCAAGGCCUUCUCCUGCCUCUUCCCGCGCCGCCGCCAUUACUAAGGCGGCAGACAAGCCAGGAUUUCUUUUCCCAACGGAUGAAGAGUUUUACCAGUUCAGUUGUUUCUUUUGGAGCCAGUUACUCAACACCCAUCAAGGGUUGAGGAAUACACUCCCCUGAGUUAUUACUAAGGCGGCAGACAAGCCAGGAUUUCUUUUCCCAACGGAUGAAGAGUUUUACCAGUUCAGUUGUUCCUUAUGGAGCCAGUUACUCAGCACCCAUCAAGGGUUGAGGAAUACACUCCC